Molecule: messenger RNA, 830 nt
Organism: Octopus bimaculoides (California two-spot octopus)
Lineage: Eukaryota; Metazoa; Mollusca; Cephalopoda; Octopoda; Octopodidae
Product: alpha-1,6-mannosylglycoprotein 6-beta-N-acetylglucosaminyltransferase A
Biological process (GO): protein N-linked glycosylation
Cellular component (GO): Golgi apparatus
Molecular function (GO): alpha-1,6-mannosylglycoprotein 6-beta-N-acetylglucosaminyltransferase activity
Source: RefSeq, a predicted model, not a curated record
AUGUUUGAUCAUGGAUUUACAACACAUUACAUCAUACAACUGGUUGAACUUUUUAGACAGCAAUUGAGAAUCACAGAGGACAUAAUUAGCACUGAUAAUCUAAUUGAAGUAGUUGACCCUUCUAAAUGGCAAUUAAGAAUCACAGGGAACAUAAUUAGCAUUGAUAACAUAAUUGAAGUAGUUGACCCUUUUAAAUGGCAAUUGAGAAUCACCGAGGGCAUAAUUAACUCUGGUAAUCUAAAUAAAAGGAAUUUCUUCCUAUUGGAUAUUUAUGUAAUAGUGAAGUCACUUGAUCUCAUGGUUAUGAAUGACAUUAUUAAGCUGAGUGAGAAAUAUGUCCGUGCAUUAGCUCAGGAGAGUAAUGGAGUUGUUGAUGGUCCUUAUGCUGGUAGAUUUACUGCUUAUGAUCUGAAGAAGACAAUUGCUGUACUGCUGGAAAACAUGCUGAAUCGCCUUGAUAAAAUGGAAACUUUACUUAACUACCUCAUGCCAAACCAGUCCCUUGCCUACAGAAACAACUUAUCAUUUAAUCUCAUAUCCCAGAAUUCGUAUUUGAAUGCUAAAGAUAUUCUUGCAGGAAAAGUUGAAAGCUGUACUUUGUCACCAAGUGAUAAAAUUUCCCAUCCAUUUUGCACUGGAAAACUUGAGUGGAUGCGACGUAUGUGGAGAACACAUCCGUGUUACAAACUUUAUGGUGUUGACGGUACAGAAUGUUCUUUCUUGAUGUAUCUCAGUGAGGUGAGCUAUCACAGUUGUUUCAUACCUUUUUCUGAAUUGCAUAUGGAAUUCUAAAACUGCUAUUAAGACUAUAUGUGUGUGCUUUUUAUAGA